Messenger RNA from Cricetulus griseus (Chinese hamster), 2800 nucleotides. The record is from RefSeq and is a predicted model, not a curated record. Lineage: Eukaryota; Metazoa; Chordata; Mammalia; Rodentia; Cricetidae.
GCGCGGGUUAGUGGGCGGACCGCGCGGCUGGAGGUGUGAGGACCUGAGGCUCGGGGUGGGGGCGGAGGCGGCUCCUGCGACCGAAGAGGACUUGCGACUCGCCGUCCGCGCACCAUGAGGGUCCUGUGGGUGUUGGGCCUCUGCUGCGUCCUGCUGACCUUCGGGUUUGUUAGAGCUGACGACGAAGUCGAUGUGGAUGGUACAGUAGAAGAGGACCUGGGUAAAAGCAGAGAAGGCUCAAGGACAGAUGAUGAAGUUGUGCAGAGAGAGGAAGAAGCUAUUCAGCUGGAUGGGUUAAACGCGUCACAGAUAAGAGAGCUCAGAGAAAAGUCUGAAAAGUUUGCCUUCCAAGCAGAAGUUAACAGGAUGAUGAAACUUAUCAUCAAUUCUUUGUACAAAAAUAAAGAGAUUUUCCUGAGAGAACUGAUUUCAAAUGCUUCUGAUGCUUUGGACAAGAUAAGGCUCAUCUCACUAACUGAUGAAAAUGCACUUGCUGGAAAUGAAGAGUUAACAGUCAAGAUUAAGUGUGAUAAAGAGAAAAACCUGCUGCAUGUCACAGACACUGGUGUAGGAAUGACCAGAGAGGAGUUGGUUAAAAACCUUGGUACCAUAGCCAAAUCUGGAACGAGCGAGUUUUUAAACAAAAUGACAGAGGCACAAGAAGAUGGUCAGUCAACUUCUGAACUGAUCGGCCAGUUUGGUGUCGGUUUUUAUUCUGCCUUCCUUGUAGCAGAUAAGGUCAUUGUCACAUCAAAACACAACAACGAUACCCAGCACAUCUGGGAAUCUGAUUCCAACGAAUUCUCUGUAAUUGCUGACCCAAGAGGAAACACACUAGGAAGGGGGACAACAAUCACUCUUGUCUUAAAAGAAGAAGCCUCUGAUUACCUUGAAUUGGACACAAUUAAGAAUCUUGUCAGAAAGUAUUCUCAGUUCAUCAACUUUCCCAUCUACGUGUGGAGCAGCAAGACCGAGACCGUGGAGGAGCCCCUGGAAGAAGAUGAAGCAGCCAAAGAAGAGAAGGAAGAAUCUGAUGAUGAAGCUGCAGUAGAGGAGGAGGAGGAAGAAAAGAAACCAAAAACUAAGAAAGUUGAAAAAACUGUUUGGGAUUGGGAACUUAUGAAUGAUAUCAAACCAAUAUGGCAGAGACCAUCCAAGGAGGUAGAAGAAGAUGAGUACAAAGCUUUCUACAAAUCAUUUUCAAAGGAAAGUGAUGACCCCAUGGCUUAUAUCCACUUUACUGCAGAAGGGGAAGUCACCUUCAAAUCAAUAUUAUUUGUGCCCACAUCUGCUCCUCGUGGUCUGUUUGAUGAGUAUGGAUCCAAGAAGAGCGAUUAUAUUAAGCUCUAUGUGCGCCGAGUAUUCAUCACCGAUGACUUCCAUGAUAUGAUGCCCAAGUACCUUAAUUUUGUCAAAGGUGUUGUGGAUUCAGAUGAUCUCCCCCUUAAUGUUUCCCGUGAGACUCUUCAGCAACAUAAACUGCUCAAGGUGAUAAGGAAGAAGCUCGUCCGUAAAACUCUGGACAUGAUCAAGAAGAUUGCAGAUGAGAAGUACAAUGAUACUUUCUGGAAAGAGUUUGGCACCAACAUCAAGCUUGGUGUGAUUGAGGACCACUCAAAUCGGACGCGGCUUGCUAAACUUCUUAGGUUCCAGUCUUCUCAUCACUCAACUGACAUUACUAGUUUAGACCAGUAUGUGGAAAGAAUGAAGGAGAAGCAGGACAAAAUCUACUUCAUGGCUGGGUCAAGCAGGAAAGAGGCCGAAUCUUCUCCAUUUGUUGAGAGGCUUCUGAAGAAGGGCUAUGAGGUUAUUUACCUCACAGAGCCUGUGGAUGAAUACUGCAUUCAGGCUCUUCCCGAGUUUGAUGGGAAGAGGUUCCAGAAUGUUGCCAAAGAAGGAGUGAAGUUUGAUGAGAGCGAGAAAACGAAGGAAAACCGGGAAGCAACAGAGAAGGAGUUUGAGCCCCUGCUCAACUGGAUGAAAGACAAGGCCCUUAAGGACAAGAUUGAAAAGGCUGUGGUAUCUCAGCGUCUCACGGAAUCUCCUUGUGCUCUUGUGGCCAGCCAGUAUGGAUGGUCUGGCAACAUGGAGAGGAUUAUGAAGGCACAAGCAUACCAAACGGGCAAGGACAUCUCUACAAAUUACUAUGCAAGUCAGAAGAAAACAUUUGAAAUUAAUCCCAGACAUCCGCUGAUCAGAGACAUGCUUAGGAGGGUUAAGGAAGAUGAAGAUGACAAGACUGUCUUGGAUCUUGCUGUAGUUUUGUUUGAAACAGCAACACUUCGGUCAGGAUAUCUUCUACCAGACACCAAGGCAUAUGGAGAUAGAAUAGAGAGAAUGCUUCGCCUCAGCUUAAACAUUGACCCUGAAGCACAGGUAGAAGAAGAACCGGAAGAAGAGCCUGAAGACACCACAGAAGACACAGAACAAGACGAGGAGGAAGAAGUGGAUGCAGGCACAGAAGAAGAAGAAGAAGAGGAACAGGAAACAGCAAAGGAAUCUACAGCAGAAAAAGAUGAGUUAUAAAUUAUCCUCUCACCACAGAUCCUGUGUGGAGAGGGAAUGUGAAAUUUUAAAGUCGUUUCUUUUCAGAGAGACUUGUUUGGAUGCUCCCCCAGCCUCCUUCUCCCCUGCACUGUAAAAUGUUGGGAUUGUGGGUUACAGGAAGAAGUGGGUUUUUUAGUUGAAUUUUUGUUUUGUUUUGUUUUUUAACAUUCCUCAUGAAUGUAAAUUUGUACUAUUUAACUGACUAUUGGUGUAAAAUCUUGUCAUGUGUAUAAAAUAAAAAGAUCCCAAAUAC